AUGCCGAGUCGAGAUGUCGUUGCCUGGAAUUCGAUCAUUGCAUUUUUCUCACAGAAGGGAAAACUGGAAGAAGCAAAAGAGUUGUUUCACUUGAUGCCUGAGCCAAACACUGCUGCAUGGAAUGUUAUGAUUCAGGCAAAUGCCCAAGCCUGGCAUCUUGACGUUGCUAAAGGUCUUUUUGAUCAAAUGCCUUCCCGCGACGUUAUCUCCUGGACAACGUUGAUGAAUUCGUACGCCGAUAUGUCUAACCUUGACGGUUGCCAGGAAGUGUUUGACAAUCUUCCAGAAAUCAGUCUCAUGGCCGGAACGAUUAUGAUGCAAGCAUUUGCUGCCAAAGGCCAUGUUUCUCACGUAAAGUCACUCUUCGACUCCAUGCUCGAGAGAGAUUCUGUUCUCUGGAACGUUUUCAUCGCUGCGUUCUCCAGCAGUACAGGCUUCCAAGUCGCCAAGACGGCCUUCGAUAUCAUGCCGCACAGAAGCGUCGCGUCUUGGAACUCGAUGAUCCAAGCGUACGCCUCGGGUGGUCAUUUUGAUCACGCGAAAGCUCUCUUCCAGACCAUGCCUCACCGCGAUCUCUUCACCUGGAACGCCAUGAUCCAGCUCUUUUCAUCCAAGGGGCUUCUCGAGGAAGCUAAAGUGCUUUUCACCGUCAGCCCCCAGAGAGACAUAGUCUCCUGGAACACACUUCUCCAAGCGCUUACGCACAACGCCAGUCUCGCAAGCGUCAAGCUCGCCUUUCAACGAAUGCCCAGCCACAACCAAAUCUCUCUCAACGUCAUUAUCCAAGCCCACGCCGUCAAUGGUUCCCUGGAAGACGCAAGGCAAGCUUUUGACAAAAUCCACCACCGCGACCCAGUCUCCUCCAGCUCCAUGAUUGCGGCAUAUUCACAGAGUGGUCGAGUGGACGACGCCAGAGCCGUGCUCGAAGAUACCAUCUCUCACGCCUUCGCCCAAGGUGCCGUUGUCUCGUGGAACGCCAUGAUCUCGGGCUAUGCCCGAAACGGGCAUACCAAGUCGGCCAUGGACGUCUUCCGGCUCAUGGACUUACACGGCGUGAGCCCCGACUCGGUGACAUACAUCGCCAUCUUCGAUGCGUGCUCCAGGAUCGCGAACGCCGAGGAAGGCAGCGCGUUCAUCGCCAGCAUCGUCCACCCGGGGAUCCUCCAGGACAGCGUCGUGGUGGGAAACGCGGCGCUCACCAUGUAUGGUCGAUCCGGCCUCGCCGCCGGCGCCUGGUCCGUGUUUCAGCAGAUGCCCGUCCGGGACUCGGUCUCCUGGAACGCAAUGCUCACGGCAUUCGCUCGCAACGGCCACGGCGAGGCCGCGCUCGACGUCUUCCUCGCCAUGGAGCUCGAGGGACUCGUCCCGGACAUCAUAACUUUCGUGAACGUCCUCUCGGCCUGCAGCCACGCCGGGCUCCUCCACCGAGCUCGGGGCUACUUCCACUCGAUCUCCCGCGACUAUGGCCUCACUCCCAUCUACGAUCACUAUGUCUGCCUCACGGAUCUCCUCGCGCGGAGUGGGAGACUCGUGGAGGCCGAGGAGCUCGUCAACUCGAUGCCAUUCGAGCCAAACUACGAGGCUUGGAUGGCGCUGCUGGGCGCUUGCCGGAGCCACGGCGAUGUACGGCGAGGUAACCGAGCCGCCGGCUUCUUCGUCCAGGCCGACGUGGAUGCCGAGUCUCCUUACAUACUCCUCUCCCAUCUCUAUGCCGAGGCUGGCAGCAAAGACGACGUUUUAGUUAUCCGGAAGGCGAUGAGACGCAAGACCAAGCUCGAUCAAUCUCCAGUGAUCUUGGGCGGACUUGAUCGAUAG
Selaginella moellendorffii is the source of this 1815-nucleotide messenger RNA. Its product is annotated as pentatricopeptide repeat-containing protein At4g02750. Gene Ontology annotation, molecular function: protein binding; RNA binding. The transcript has a single exon. The record is from RefSeq and is a predicted model, not a curated record. Bases 1 to 1815 code for a protein of 604 amino acids. Gene Ontology annotation, biological process: RNA modification. NCBI's taxonomy places the organism in Eukaryota, Viridiplantae, Streptophyta, Lycopodiopsida, Selaginellales, Selaginellaceae.